GGGCAGAAUCGGAAACAGCGGCGGACUGAGCGCCGGGCGGUCCGUAGCCGCGGAGCCGAGCGGAACCGGAACCGGACGGACCCGCGGACACGCCCUCCGCCCAAGCGCCUCGCAGCCGCCGGGCAACUGCCUCCGUUUCAAUCGAGGAAACCUUUAAGUGAAACUUGCCUUUAAAAUCGGAGCUGGUACCCAGAAGAGAGACCGCAGUCGACCCUGAGGUGGAAGAGAAGGAUGCUGUCCUUGAACAACCUGCAGAAUGUCAUCUACAACCCGAUAAUCCCCUAUGUUGGGACCAUCCCUGAGCAGUUGAUGCCUGGAACUUUGAUCGUGAUCCGCGGGCACGUUCCUGGGGACUCAGACAGGUUCCAGGUGGACUUGCAGUGCGGCAGCAGCGUGAACCCCCGAGCGGACGUGAUCUUUCACUUCAACCCACGUUUCAAAAGGACCAACUGCAUUGUCUGCAACACCCUCAAAAACGAGAAAUGGGGGCGAGAGGAGAUCACCUACGACAUGCCGUUCCGGAAGGAGAAGUCCUUCGAGAUCGUGAUGAUGGUGCUGAAGGACAAAUUCCAGGUGGCUGUCAAUGGGAAGCACACACUGCUCUACGCCCACAGGAUUAGCCCCGAGAAGAUCGACACGCUGGGCAUCUACGGCAAAGUGAACGUCCACUCGGUCGGGUUCAGCUUCAGCUCGGAUUUAAGGAGUGCCCAGGCACCCACUCUGGAAGUGACAGUUCUAAAUGGAGAAGAUGUACCAAAUGCCGGCAUGUCACAAUUUCCUAGUAAUAGAGGAGACACUGAUAAAAUCGUACCCAGAUCUGUCUACACCAAGAGCAAAGGUUCGACUGCCCAUCACACUUUGACUUGCGCCAAAAUACUACCUAUCAACUGUUUGUCGAAGACUCUGCCUUUCGUGGCGAGGUUGAACUCCUCCAUGGGCCCUGGGCGGACUGUCGUCAUUAAAGGAGAAGUGAACGCAAAGGCCAAAGGCUUUAAUGUUGACCUGAUAUCAGGAAAAUCAAAGGAUAUUGCUCUCCACCUGAACCCACGCCUGAAUAGUAAAGCAUUUAUAAGGAAUUCUUUCCUUCAAGAGUCCUGGGGAGAAGAGGAGAGAAAUAUUACCUGUUUCCCAUUUAGUCCUGGGAUGUACUUUGAGAUGAUCAUUUAUUGUGACGUUAAGGAGUUCAAGGUUGCGGUGAAUGGCGUCCACAGCCUGGAGUACAAGCACAGGUUUAAGGAGCUCCCCAGUAUCGACACCCUGGAGAUUGACGGAGACAUCCAGCUACUGGAAGUGAGGAGCUGGUAGCUGACACGACCACAAAAACUGAAAUACAGAAUGGCUUACGUGA
Messenger RNA from Eptesicus fuscus (big brown bat), 1348 nucleotides. It is a transcript of the gene LGALS8, whose product is annotated as galectin 8. The transcript is spliced from 11 exons. The record is from RefSeq and is a predicted model, not a curated record. Gene Ontology annotation, molecular function: carbohydrate binding. The coding region runs from base 232 to 1305 and encodes 357 amino acids. NCBI's taxonomy places the organism in Eukaryota, Metazoa, Chordata, Mammalia, Chiroptera, Vespertilionidae.